Molecule: messenger RNA, 351 nt
Organism: Pleurotus ostreatus (oyster mushroom)
Lineage: Eukaryota; Fungi; Basidiomycota; Agaricomycetes; Agaricales; Pleurotaceae
Exons: 3
Coding region: 1-351 (116 amino acids)
Source: RefSeq, a predicted model, not a curated record
AUGUUACUCUACCAAACCCCAAGGAACGAGCAAAUUCCCGACUUGCCAAGGCGUCUAAUGUCCACUAUUCUAACGUACACCUUCGCCUCUCGCAGCCUAGGCCCCGCGGCCCAGCACCCAGUCUAUGUACGACAUCGAUAUCCCGAGUCCCAGAUGGCAAAGAAGCACAAAGAAAGAAAAGAAGGACACUCGGCAGGCUCGACUCGAUAUGGCCGCACACCUUCCUUCUUUGGCGGCUCCGUCUCCGUCCAGCAAAUCGCUCAGAAUGUAGACCCCAUACUCCAUCCUCGCGUCAACACAUCAGUGCAUCAAGAUCAGAAACGAAACCCAGCAAAUCCGCUUCAUCCAUGA